GUUUUCUUACAGAAAAACCCUAAUUGAAACCUAGACGGUGACGAACAAGGAGCUGAGAGUUGAAACAUGGGGAAAGCGAAAGCGAAGGGGAAGCACCGUUUGGACAAGUACUAUCACCUAGCCAAAGAACACGGUUACAGGUCCAGAGCUUCAUGGAAGCUAAUCCAGCUCAACUCCAAGUUCCGCUUCCUCGAAUCCGCACACUCCGUACUCGAUCUCUGCGCCGCCCCCGGUGGUUGGAUGCAGGUCGCCGUCCAGCGCGUCCCCGUCGACCACCUCGUCAUCGGCGUUGAUCUCGCCCCUAUCGCCCCUGUCCGCGGUGCCAUCGCUAUACAAGAGGAUAUCACCAAGACCGAGUGCAGGUCCCGCAUCAAGAAGCUCAUGAAUGACAACCGCUGCGCCGCCUUCGACGUUAUUCUCCACGACGGUUCGCCCAACGUCGGUGGUGCAUGGGCUCAGGAAGCUACGUCGCAGAACGCUCUUGUUAUUGAUGCUGUCAAGUUGGCUACACAGUUCUUAGCCCCCAAGGGCACGUUCGUCACUAAGAUUUUCAGGUCGCAGGAUUACAGUUCUGUUGUGUAUUGUUUGAAGCAGUUGUUUGAAAAGGUUGAGGUGGAUAAACCAGCUGCUAGUCGUUCUGAGUCUGCUGAGAUAUAUGUUUUGGGCCUUAAGUAUAAGGCCCCGGCUAAGAUUGAUCCGCGCCUUCUCGAUGUCAAGCAUCUCUUUCAGGGUUCUGCGCAACCACAGGCUAAGGUGGUGGAUGUACUUAGAGAAAAUAAGCAAAAGAGGCAUCGGGAUGGCUAUGAAGAUGGAGUCUCGACUUUACGGAAGGUGUCUUCAGCUGCAGAUUUCAUUUGGUCAGCUUCUCCUUUGGAGGUCCUUGGUUCUGUUACGUCCAUAACCUUCAAUGACCCAGCUGAUUUACCAAUUAAGAAUCAUGACUUAACAACUGAAGAGGUAAAAUCUCUCUGCGAUGACUUGAGAGUUUUGGGGAAGCAGGACUUCAAGCAUCUUCUGAAGUGGCGAAUUCACAUUAGGAAAGCUCUUUCACCUGAUAAAAAGCCGGAACCUACUACUAAAGCAGAGAUGGAAAAUGAGCAUAUAGUGGAUGAAGAUGAUAGAAUACUUAAUGAAAUGGAGGAGUUGACACAUGCAGUGGACCGCAAGAAAAAACGUGAAAAAAAGCUUCUUGCAAAAAGAAGAGCUAAGGAUAAGGCCCGCAAAGCAACAGGGAUGCAAACGGAUGCAAUAGAAGAUGGUUAUGUUGAUCAUGAGUUGUUUUCUCUUUCAUCUAUCAAGGGUAAGAAGGAUCUGGUCACUGUUGAUACCACUGAAUAUGAAGGGGAUGAGGGUGAAGUGGAAGACAGUGAAAAUGAAGAUAUCAAUGAAGGCUCAGAGCAUUCAUCCAGUGACUUAGAUUCUGAUGAAGAACGCAAAAGAUAUGAUGAGCAAAUGGAAAAUUUACUUGAGCAAGCAUAUGAGCGGUUUGUGGUCAGAAAGGAUGGAAGUACAAAGCAGCGGAAGCGGAUUAAGAAAUCAUAUGAUGCAGAGACCCAACUUUUGGAGGCUGGUGAGGAUGAUGGCAUUAUUCAGUCUAAAUACGAUUCUGAUGAAGACCAGGAUGAUCAAGAAGCAAAUCCCUUGGUGGUACCCCUUAAUGAUGGGGCAGAGCCCACCCAAGAGGAGAUUACUGAUAAAUGGUUUAGUCAGGAUGUCUUUGCUGAAGCUGUAGAGGAAGGAGACUUUGACAAGGACGAGAGUGAAGAUGAAAUGGAUAUUGAUGAGCGUAAGGAGAAGACGGAGAAGACUGCUGUUGCAAAAAAGGUCAAAGAAAAUAAAACAACAGCGUUUGCCGAGAUAGAUCACCCUAAAUCUCAAGCAUCUAAGGCAGAGGAUUUUGAGGUUGUUAAGGAGCCUGCUACUGAUUCCGGCAGUGAUGAUUCAAGCGAUGAUUCAUCAGAUGUACCCAAAGCUGAGACAUUGGCUUGUGCUAAGAAAAUGCUGAGAAAAAAGCAACGAGAGCAGAUACUAGAUGACGCAUAUAAUAAGUACAUGUUUGAUGAUGAUGGAUUGCCCAAGUGGUUUCUAGAUGACGAAAAGAAGCACCGCCAACCAAUGAAGCCGGUCACUAAAGAGGAAGUUAAUGCAAUGAAAGCACAAUUUAAAGAAAUCAAUGCUCGGUCAUCAAAGAAGGUGGCCGAGGCCAAAGCACGGAAGAAGCGUGUGCAGAUGAGGAAGCUUGAGAAAGUACGUAAGAAGGCCAAUGCUAUAUCAGAUCAGACAGAAAUAUCUGAUUUUUCGAAGACGAAGCAAAUUGAAAAACUAUAUAGAAAGGCUGAUCCGAAGAGGCCUAAAAAAGAAUAUGUCGUUGCAAAGAAAGGUGUCCAAGUUAGGACUGGCAAGGGGAAAGUCCUUGUUGAUCGCAGAAUGAAGAAGGAUGCUAGGAAACAUGGAAUGAACAAGACAGGAAAAGGAGGUUCCAAAAACGGUAAAGGUAAGGCUCCGAAGGGCAAAGGAUCUUCAAAGGGAUCUUCAAAGGCUUCUGCACAGAAGGGAAGGAAGGGGAAUAAGUGAAAAUAGAUUGAUUUAUCCGUCAAACGUUGUCUUGUUUUCCUGGCUCAAUUUUGUUCGCUCAUUUUUGUUUACGUGUUAUUGUGCGACUGAUAAUAUAAAUUACAGAGUUGUUUUUUUCUUCACAAGGACAAGGAAUUGAUUGGGAGGCCCAGUUUUGAACAGUUUUACCCAAACAUUCAAUCAUAUUAUUCUAUGUAGAAGGAACAAUUACAUUGGUUUUUAA
Messenger RNA from Lotus japonicus, 2797 nucleotides. RefSeq lists its product as uncharacterized. Gene Ontology annotation, molecular function: rRNA (uridine-2'-O-ribose)-methyltransferase activity; rRNA (guanine) methyltransferase activity. The record is from RefSeq and is a predicted model, not a curated record. Gene Ontology annotation, biological process: maturation of 5.8S rRNA from tricistronic rRNA transcript (SSU-rRNA, 5.8S rRNA, LSU-rRNA); maturation of LSU-rRNA from tricistronic rRNA transcript (SSU-rRNA, 5.8S rRNA, LSU-rRNA); rRNA methylation. Gene Ontology annotation, cellular component: nucleolus; preribosome, large subunit precursor; nucleus. The coding region runs from base 67 to 2574 and encodes 835 amino acids. The transcript is spliced from 11 exons. NCBI's taxonomy places the organism in Eukaryota, Viridiplantae, Streptophyta, Magnoliopsida, Fabales, Fabaceae.